CAGCCGUCAAAUCAAUAUUUGUGUAUAGAUAUAACCAGUACAGCUGCCUGUAGACCCUCGCUGCCGGGCCGUCGGAGCCUCAGUCGACACUCGGCGCGCCAGCGAGCUGGUCCUCAGCUCCCAGUAGCUCCCGUGAGCUCCCAGUGCUUGAAUUUUCUAAGUCCAUUAUCAACUUAGUGCCUGGACUGAAGAUGUCCUCGGGAAUGUACUAUUACCGGCUCGCACAUAUAAUAAAGACCUGAUCUACAAUGGAGCGCGAUGGCCUGCCAGAAGAUCCCGCGAAACAAUGGGAAGUUCUUCUGUGUAUCAUCGCCUUCGAAGAAAAGAAGAUAGACCGGAGACCAGAUGGUGCUAUCGAGGCCCUGACUUACUUCUACAACCAUAAGGGAAUAAGGCACAUCUUCACAGAAUGGAUCAACCAGAUGAAGCUGAGCUAUGACAAGCAAAUGUCUGAAGAUGACACGGCCAGGAAGAAUGAUGAGAUGGCACUGCUUUGGAGGCAGCGGGGAAACAUCAAGUUCAGGGCGGAGAUGUUUGAAGAGAGCCACAAGCUAUACACUAAGAGUGUGCUCUUUGCUAGAAAAGAUGGGCCCUUGUACUCCGUGGCCCUGGCUAAUAGAUCCGCUGCCGCGUUACGACUCAGACGCUACAAAGAGAGUUUGAGAGAUGUCCAACGCGCUCUGUACCACCAGUACCCUCCAGACCUCCAACACAAACUGUACUUGCGGCGCGCCGAGUGCUUCCUAGAAAUGGGCCAAAGACAGAACUGCAUCGAAGCCAUGAAGCAGGCAGUCAGGCACAACGAGAGAAUCAAACUCAAAGGCGUGUCAAAAGCGGAGUUCGACAAGUCGUACCGUUUGUUGGAAGAGAAAAUUGUGAAGCUGAAGCACGACGCGCCUGCCGACGAGCUACACCUGCCCGAGCUGUACCUCGGCGAGAAUCCGGACUUCAGAAACGCUUGCGGAGCUGUCGAACUAGUACGGAACGAGGAGUUCGGGCGUCACGUGCUGGUGAAGGAGCCGGUGAAGAGGGGCGAUGUAAUAUUCGCUGAGGAGCCGUUCGCCUCCGUCAAGCUGCCGGACAAGGACCUCCCGCAUCCUUACUACUGCGACUACUGCUGCAGCAGCGAUUCGGCCAUGAUUGGGUGCAGCGACUGCUCUCGCGUGGUGUACUGCGACGAAGCUUGCUACUAUCUCGGCAAAAACUUUUACCAUCGUUGGGAAUGUAUCGGAGUAAGAGCUAACAUAUUCCCUAUUAUAGGGAUCGCUCAUUUGGCCUUUAGGGUUAUGCUAAAAUACGCCCAUAAGGGCUUCCCUCGUCUGCCGAAGUCUGCCGGCACGCCGACCACGGCUGCCGCACUCAUCGCGGCGUACAGCAACGUGGACAACAUCCACAUCUACAAGACGGAGACAGAGUCCUUCUACCGUAUGUUCAACCUGUCGUCGAACCUGGGCACUUCGGCGAACACCGACAACAUUCAAUACGCCCUAUCGUCCACCAUGCUGACCCUGUAUCUCGAGCAAAAUACUAAAUUUUUUGACUAUUUCCCGGCCAGAGUUGGGUAUCCUCUACCCAUGAGCGAAAUGAAGCUCUUGUGCGCUGCCUUGAUAUUCCGUAGCUUGGGCCAACUGAUUAGCAACGCGCACACGGUAAUGGAAUUGAAUACUGGUCAAAAUCCGAACAUGCCAAUACCGUGCACAUCUAGCCCCUGGCGUCGGAUCGGGACGGGGAUAUAUCCGAGCGCUUCAAUGAUGAAUCACUCUUGUGAACCAAACAUCACAAACGUGUUCUACAAAAACCAUCUCUUCGUUAAAGUGAUCCGUGAGUUGCCCAUAGGGGGUGAAGUUCUCAAUUGCUACGGUCCCCACUAUGCAAGAGCUUCCACCGACGACAGACGUGAAGCCCUACGUAUCCAGUACGGUUUUAACUGUAUGUGCCCAGCCUGCGUCGACGAAUCCAGAAAGGACUUUGUCUCGCUGUUUUCGGCGUACGCAUGCUCGUCAUGCAAGGGUCCUGUUACAUGGGAAGGGACGAGAAUGUGUUGUCACCAGUGUCCCAAUGAGUUCCCGCUGCAAAGGGCCCAGAACGCCGCUGAGACUGCCGAUGCAAUGCACGCAAUAGUUUACUGCAAGCGGUGCCAUAAGGAACUCAAGAUUCCAGACAUAAUUGUCACAUUCACCCGAAGUCACAAAUAUGUGCACCAAGCCAUGCGCGCUCGAACUAAAGAAGAGCGUUGCGACCGAAUGGUUCGGUCCUACCGUCUGAUGCAGCAAGUCUUGUAUCGCCAUCAUAACAUACUGAGAAAGGCCUCUGAUGACCUGGCCAUGCUAUACGCUGCUAUAGGCGAGUACACAAAGAGCAUCGAUCUGAUAAAGCAGAACAUCCAAAGCUUCGAGUACCAGUUCGGGUCAUUCAGCGUCGAGGUAACCAAUGAGAUCAGGAAGAUGGCGAACCUUAUGCUAGGACGCAUCAUGAAAUAUUUGGACAAUCCUGAAUUAGAUGAACGUCAGCCAAUGCCUAUAAAGGAUUGGAUUCGCGAGACCUUGAAGAUCGCUAAGAAAGCUACCCAGUUAAUGGAGCUCAACUUCGGCACGUGGCAGCCGAUGUACAGAGCUCUGAAGGACAACGAGGACGUGCUGGAGAGCAUGCUGGCCGGCCCGCGGUUCCACGACCACCCCGAGUGCUUCAACCAUCGGCUGCAGAACCUGAACCUCAUUUAGCAAGAUAAGUGCACGUUCCUUUAAGAAGGCUGAGACCUUCGCACCUGGGAGACACAAAUUCGUAUGUUAAUGAAGAAAGUACUUUGUGAUUAAGUGGAAACAAGUUUAAAGCUGUUGUGUAUCCCAGGUUCAAAAUUGUAUUCGAACUUGAUCUAAACUAACUAACCUUAUAUCUAAUUAAUCUUAUAUCUAUUACAAUGUGCGUGAUGUCCGUAUAAACAGUAAAAUGUGUGAUGUGUACGACGUAUUCCAAAGAAUUUUAGGAUGUAUCUAUACUAUACUUGUAUUUGUAUUGUGAUGCUGUCCGUAUUUUGUCAUAACCAUUCAUAACUUUUGAUCACCGCUUCCUAAUGACUUUUGACGAUAAAUCGUUUUUACAUGAAAUUGUAUUCAAUUCGCUCAAGAAGUGAGUUGAGUAGUGCGAUAAAAUUCUUAUUCUGAAUCUCCGCGCGCCGUUAAUCUCAGAUUUAAAAUAGCGACAAUCGUGUCGCAUCGAUAUUGUACGAUACAAGGAAUUACUAAAUGGAUGGCUAGCAGCAUCCUUUAGUAUGAUAUACCUGUGAUCACCACGUAAACCUGGUGGAAAAUUUAUCUUUAACAACAGACCAAUACACAUAUUACCAACAUUCAUUGACGAAACCUUAGUAUAAAUCAGUCGUGAUAUAGCCUUAAACAUAGGCACAUGCAGAUGAUACAGGUGUAAACAAUUUGUAGGCAAAGUGAUCAUUUGAUUUGUACCACGCUUGAGUGACAUCUAUUCGUAAGUUGUACAGAGUGACAAACUGGUCUGAGUGGCAUUAUCUAUUUAGUCUCGCUGGGUAGAACAUGUAGCUGGAUGAUCAUUUGGUUGAGUUUAUAUACCUGUCUAUCAUGUACUGGUCAAAAAUUCAGUUUGAGUGAGUUUGUUUCUCUCUCUCUCGUGAACGUGUCCCAUCUGAACUCGUACUAAGGGUACAGUUCAUCGAAUAUUCCACAUUUUAUAUGUAAUAAAUCAGACAUUGAACGGUUCUGUUCAAUAUAUGCGAACCACUGCCCCAUUUCAUCUUCACUAUUGUCUUCGACUUUUAUGUCUAUUUUCCCCAGUGGUAGAGCAUAGCUGUAGGCACUCUGUGUCUCAGCUCGAAUGGGCACGCUCGAUCGGGGCAGUACCACACUCUCACAGGAGAUCGACGGGCAAUAUAGCGACCUUUAAGUUGCUUUGCUUCGUUCGAUGAGUGAUGAGGUCCGGCGCCCACGCUUUCCCCCUUCCCUGUCCCCGUCCCCGCCCCCAUCCCUUUAAUGUUGUUGUGUCGUUCACCGAGUGAUGAGUUCAGAUGACUACUUCUUCUGUCGCCCGAAUUCAUCCCCUCUCACUCCAUUAUUCAUAAUUGUCUUCGAAAGUCACCAUUCUACUUCCUCUGGUGCACACGAUUUUCCUAACUCCAUUUUGUCUCGUAUCUUCGACUUGUAUAAGUCGACGGCCCCCAGUGGUAGAGCACAGCUGUUUCAGCUGUAGUUUGGGCACGCUCGAUCGGGGCAGUACCACACUCUCACGUAAUCGACGGGCAAUAGCGACCUUCGAGUUGCUGUGUUUCGUUCGGUGCGUGAUGAGGUCCGGCGCCCACGCUUUCCCCCUUCCCUGUCCCCGUCCCCGUCCAAGCUUCUCGUCUUCUCUCCCCGUCCCCUAUCUUCCUUCUAUUGUUAGAACUCAGGUAUAGGCAUGUGUUUUCAUAUGAGAGAUCAACUUAAUAUAGUGACCUUCAAGUCGCUGUGUUUCGUUCGCAGAGUGAUGAGUUCCGACGCUUCUUCUUUCGUCAACCCAUUUCAUCCCCUCUCACUACAUCAUUCACAAUUGUCUUCUAUAGUCACCAUUCUACUUCCUCUAAUGGUAAGGUGCAGCUGUAGGAUCUUCUUGUCUUAGAUAUGCGAUCGACGGGAAAUAGCAACCUUCAAGUUGCUGUGUUUCCUUCGGUGAGAGACCAGUUCCAGCGCUCACGUCUUCCCCCAUCCUCACAUAAUUCUCUCCCACUUCAUCCCCCUAACUUCUUAUUGCUCACCAUCUUCAACUUUGACAAGUACACUUCUUCUAGUCGUAAAUCACAACAAUAAGAUCACGUUGUCUUAGAAAGGCGAUCAACGAAAUAAGCGACCUCCCAGUUGCUGUUUUUCGUUCGAUGAGUGAUAUUUUUGACGCCCAGAUCGUCCCCAACUCGACGUCUUCCCCCAUCCCCACUUCAUCUUCCCUAGCGCCACCCAGGCUUCGGCCCCUCCCCUUCUUAUAAAUCCAUAUUCUCUAGUAUCUUCGACUUGUAUAAGUCUAUGUCCUCCAGUGGUAGAGCAUAGCUGAAGGCACUCUGUGUCUAAGCUCGAAUGGGCACGCUCGAUCGGGGCAGUACCACACUCUCACAGGAGAUCGACGGGCAAUAGCAGCCUUCAAGUGGCUGUGCUUAGUUCGGUGAGUGAUGAGGUCCGGCGCCCACGCUUUCCCCUUUCCCCGUCCCCGUUCACGCUUUUCGUCACCUCUCCCCGUCCCCCCAUUCUUCUUCUAUUCCUAGAGCGCAGUUAUAGGCACGCGUGUUGUCAUAUGGGAGAUCAACUUAAUAUAGUGACCUUCAAGUCGCUGUGUUUCGUUCGCAGAGUGAUGAGUUCCGACGCUUCUUCUUUCGUCAACCCAUUUCAUCCCCUCUCACUACAUCAUUCACAAUUGUCUUCUAUAGUCACCAUUCUACUUCCUCUAAUGGUAAGGUGCAGCUGUAGGACCAUCUAGUUGCUGUGUUUCGAUCGGUGAGUGACAAGUUCCAGCGCCUACGUCUUCUCCCACGCCUACGUCUUCUCCCACGCCUACGUCUUCUCCCACGCCUGCGUCUUCCCCCUCCCCCGCGUCUUCCCCCACCCUCACUUUAUAUACCGGCCACAACUUCACUCUUUCUCGUUUAUCAUCUUUAACCAAUAUUUGUCCGUCAGCAAGACCUUAUCUCUUUCUACGAUAUUCCAGGAAUUAUUCGAUGGCAUUAAUCUCUUUUAAGGCUGAGUCCUGCACCUCUUAUAGACAAAUAACUUACAUCAAAGACGCACUGCCUAUCUUGAAGACACCAAUACGUGUGCUGAUACUAUUCGUGAGGUCUUAUAUCACUUUAUUGAAAUAAUCAAAGGAAACGCUUCACGUAUUUAUUUCUUGUAAGGUAAGAGUACUGGAAAUACUUGUCUCGAGGUAUAUGGAGCUCAGUUUAAAGUACUACGACUAUCUGUAUGUCUUGGUUCCAACUUCCUUCUUCAAUCGUUAUAGCUGUGAGCCAAGCAAUUGACCCGACUUUACCCCCCCCCCCCCCCGGGCCUCCUAACUACAUAUUGUCUUGUGCACUAUUUUCGACUUUUAAGUCUUUUUUCUCCAGUGGUAGAGCACAGCUGUAGGCAUUCUGUGUCUAGGUUCGAUCGGGGUAGUACCACACUCUCACCGGAGACGACUAUCGACGGGCAAUAGCAACCAUCAAGUUGCUGUGUUUCGUUCGGUGAGCAUGAGUUCCAACGCCCACGGCUUUUGCACAUCCACGACUUCCCCACCCACAAGUCUUCCCCUGCACGCACGUCUCCCCCAACCCUCACGUCUUCCCCAACACAAUGUCUUCCCCUUGCACACGUCUUCCCCUACGUCUAAAUUCUUCCACACACCCCACAUCCUUCACUAUGACACCCACUUAAUCCUCUUCACAUUCUUCUCAUAACUACUCCGUCUAAAAUCCCCCCCCCCCAGUCGUCGCGUAUUACCAUAUACUUCGUCCUCGCGUAUUACCAUCAACGUCGCCCCCGCGUAUUACAAUCAACAUCGUCCCCGCGUAUUAUUACCAUAUACAUCAUCCCUGCGUAUUACCAUACACAUCGUCCCCGCGUAUUACUAUAUAUAUCGUUCCCGCGUAUUACCAUCAACAUCGUCGCCGCAUAUUACCGUAUACUUCAUAGCCGCGUAUGACCAUACACAUCGUCCCCGCGUAUUACCAUAUACAUAGUCGACGCAUAUUACCGUAUUCUUCAUCGCCGCGUAUUACCAUACACAUUAUCGUCACGUAUUAUUACCAUAUAUAUCGUCCCCGCAUAUUACUAUAUACAUUGUCCCCCGCGUAUUACCAUAUUCUUCGUCCCACGUAUUACCAUAUUCUUCACUAUCUUCGACUUCUAUAAGUCUGUUUUCUGCAGUGGUAGAGCAUAGCAUUUUAAAUACAAAAAGUACUUACUGGAAUUUACUGGAGAAAAUUAAAACACACACUAACUUGCUACCAGCCCCAGACAAAUAUACUGUAUUUUAUUAACUUGUAAAAUACAAUUUUUCCCUUCGGUUUUUCUACUUCAUCUCACACUCCCAAGUUGCUUAAUCCAUCUUAUGCAACCUUUACAAGUCUACUCGUCCACUUCGCCCCAUUUGUUCAUCAUUGCCUUCGACUUACAUAAGUCGACGGCCCCCAGUGGUAGAGCACAGCUGUUUCAGCUGUAGUUUGGGCACGCUCGAUCGGGGCAGUACCACACUCUCACGUAAUCGACGGGCAAUAGCGACCUUCGAGUUGCUGUGUUUCGUUCGGUGCGUGAUGAGGUCCGGCGCCCACGCUUUCCCCUUCCCCGUCCCAGUCCCCUUCCCCGUCCCCCGUCCACGCUUCUCGUUCCCCCUCCCCCGCUUUACUGCCUCUCCUCUUAAGUCCAAAUUUUUCACAUCUUCGACUUUUACAAGUCUCCCACAUGUCCCCGUAACGGCACUUUCUCCCCCUUUUUCUGACUUUUACAGUCGUUUUCCUCUGCACACCUGUAGGCAUUUCUCCCUCUUCUUCAUUCUUCUUUUUACCAACUUUCAUUUUUGUCGAAUUGACAAAAUUGGAAUAUUUUAUUCUUUAAAUAAAUCUCGUUGAGUAUUUUCUCAAGUUUGGCUAUUAUUUUUUUUUUAACAAAAGAAUAACAAUUAGUUAAUUAUUUUUUUUUAUGCAACAAAUAACCAUUUUGAGACAAACGAUUUCGGCUUGUCCGGAUAGAUACGACAACUUGUUGUCAUCAUUAAGACGAAAACAUUAUACCUGGCUAAGACUUUGGGUUCUCUUGUCCGAGGCAAUGUCCCGGACUCGAGUAACUAUAUACACGGCAUAAAUACGAUACAAAGCGGUGAUCAAAUAUACUUCUAAGUCAUACUCUUUAACCGUGUACGUUCACCUAUAGAAUAUUAUAUGUUUAGUCUUAAUUAAAUCGUAUGUACGAAUUAGAUUUAAGAUUCUGAGGCUGUCAGCGAUUCAAAAAAAGGAAAAUUGUGUACUGAAAUUAUUUUCAAAAAUGGUAUGGUGUAAUGAAUUUGAAAUAGCUUGUAAACCAACGAAUAACGGUCACAUUUUGGAGAUAUUGUCAUCAAAGUAAUUCGUCUACGCUGACAGCUUGCUACAACGUGACUAAACAGGUCGCGUUUGUAAUAUUUAAGCAGUAUUUAUUGUGAGUAACGCGUCGCAGUUGUAAGAUUAGUGUUUUAUAUGUGUGUAGCUAUGAUUUGCAAAAUGUAGGCAUUCUCCCUUAACGUUAUUAGUCAUGUCAACACGAUCACUUCACGAUUUCAUUCAUUCCAUAAAAUGCCUUAAACUAAAAAUUAGUAUAUUUAUUUUAUUAAUUUACUUUCUUAUGAUUUAUGAAUGAGAACAUCUAUAAAUGCACUGCGCACUCGUAGCGAAAUAAAUACGUGUGCUGAAACUCGCUAAUAUUAAGACCACGGAAUUAUACUCUGAAAAAUAAAAAAUGAGUAUAUACCUACCUACGCAAAACGCAUUUGUUAAACUAAGAGUGCGAGUACUGGUGAACUGAAACUGGUGAAGAAAAUGUCGUUUUAUAUUAUUUCAACGUUAACUUAUGAUUGCAUUCGUUCAUCAAUCCAUUCAUCCGGGUCAUUAUCAUACGAUUUGUAACCUUAUGUUACUUUAAAAUAAAUUAUGUUUCCUUAUGUUUCCUUGGAUGUAUAUUUUAUUAAUUUUAUGUAUUCCUAAGUUAGUAAUAAAAUCUAUCUGUUUGAUACGUGAAGUUUAGGAUUCAAUUUAAGUACUAUCUCGGUGUUACCUACUGUAAUCAAUAGCGUGGAAUUCUCUUUGCACAGCAAGCAGACCGCAGUCCGACUAUUUUAAAAAAAAAAGGUGAAAUUGCUCUGCACUCGUUCUUUUAUUUCUGGCAUCUGCUUUGACGGCGAAAAGAUGAGGUGUGUUGAGUUAGGCGAUGAAACAUCACUUUGAGCGAAAGGAAUUGUGUUAAGAUCUCGAUUGGUGGAGGAUUAGUAUAUCAUGUUGACUUGUUAGUUUUGUAUGACCCAGCGGAUGCCCCAAAUAUUGACAACUAAACCAGCGGCCUAUUCGUGAAACACUGCCAUGUUUAACGAGUUUGUUUUUUUUUAAUUUCUUUUUCAACUCGUUCUGCAGUCUGCUUGCUUUUUAAAUAAUAUCUCGAUGUCUAAAUUAUAAUUCUGUGUUGUAAGUGUCGUCAAGUAUGUCGCAGGUAAUUUGAUAGUAUUUUUUAAUUUCAAUUCGUUCUUAAAGUUAUGAUAUUUUGCCUUCUGGCGGGGAUGGCGAACCAAUGGCACGCGUGCCAUUGAUGGCACGCGACACAAUAUUUUGGGCACGUCGCCGAUCACGAAAUUCAUUAUGGACUAAGAAAAAACGUGUUAAAUAAGUAUUUUACAUUAAUUUAAAUUACGCGUAUAAUAAAAACAUUGCAAAAUGUACUUAUAGUUUGUAUUUAUUGUUAUUAUUUUCCAAAUAAUCAGAAAGUCAAUGACGCCAAUGAUUGAAGGCACGUCUACGACUUCAUUAAUGAUUAUUUACAAAUAAUGGCACGUCGAUGCACAAAGGUUGGCCAACCAGCCUUAAGGCCUUACAUUUGUUACUUUUUAUGGCGUGGAUAGUACCUGAACAUCGGAUAAUGAAGGCAUUGGCCUUAACAACAGGCAAUAAGCCGAUAGCUACCAUCAACGUUAGCUAGACUAUCCGCCUAUCCAUUAUUUUAAUUUAACAUUAAUAUACUUUUUAUUAAUUUUGAUUAUAUUGUAAUUUUCAUAGUUUUGAUUAUAUUAAUUUUGAGUAUCAUUCGGUUAGUUCUCUAUAAUUUGACUAGGAUAAGGCGGUUCAGAUUUAUGAAGUAGCAUCACGACUUCUGUCGUCUGGCCGCAGUAGUUGCGACGGUAUGUCGCCAAUUAGUCUUUUGUUGAUCUUCAAUUUUCGUGAUGAAGUUCACUGUGCCGUUGUUGACACGCUGCUCGAUACGACUGACAGACCUGACGUUAUUACUUAAAGUGAACUGUAAUCAGUUAUCUGAUAGGACUUCUGAAGGAUAGUCAUUGUAGUGUUCGAGCAGUAACUUCGGAUGUAGUGGGCGGGAUUCACUGUCUAUCUUUCUAUUCUAAAUCUUUCGGAACUGUCGCUUUGGUAUUAUGUGGACUUAGGUAUUGUAACUCGAUUGAAGAUUGAAAACAUCUGUAGGCGGUAUCGUUUCCAUGUGACAGUUUUCAAACUAUCUAUUUUUAAUUUACAACUCUCGGCGUCUAUGCUCUCGAAUUUCUAAACUUCUUCAUCAUAGUUGGUCUUCUGAAAAUCUUCUCGGGAGAUUAAUUUUACCGCGUCAUUGCUAGAUGUUGACUUAAACUCUGAUAUGACAAGACCCUGAUACGACUAAAUCAUUAAUAUCUCUCAAAGCUUUACGAUGAGCUAAAUAAUAUUUAUCACACAUCGUAGUGUGAACACGACAAUUACGAACUACUAGGCAUCAUUUGCGUAGUGCUAUGGUGCUACGUAGGAACCUGAUAUUAUUUGCGUAUUGCUAUGGACGAAAUUUAUUUCUGUGAUCGCGACAAUUAAAAGCCACACAAUCAUCUCUAAGAACGUAACCUCACAGCGAGGUCUGUCCCGCCGCGUACUGGAAACAAAUGAGUAACAAGUAGUCGUGUGGAACAAGAAGCUUGUACACCCUGUCUAUGUACAGUGGACGAAGCAACUCGUCCCUUAACAUCCCGCCACGGCGCGGGACUUACAGCGCUGUGUCCGUUAUUUAAGGACUUAAAAACUGGUGAUGGCUUAUUUGUUGUGCUAACGUUAACUUAUACUAUAAAUUACUUUGUCUUAUUUCUUCGUUUAAUUACAAAUCACGCGAAAAAAUAUAAGAUCUUUUCCACGUAACCUCACAGUAGACUCGGUCCCGUUACGGACAGGCCGCGAAAAAAAAAUUAACAACUACUCACGUUACGGGACUUAGCGUGCUGUGUCCGUUAUUUCAGGACAUUUGAGUAACGUUCGCAAGUGAUUACUUCAAUUUUUCUUCUGUCUUUAAUUUACAAUUUAAUUUUGUCGGACAUACGACUUAUAAGUACUAGGCAUCAUUUGCGUAGUGCUAUGGUGCUACGUAGGAACCUGAUAUUGUUUGCGUAUUGCUAUGGACGAAAUUGAUUUCUGUGAUCGCGACAAUUAAAAGCCACACAAACAUCUCUAGGAACGUAGCCUCACAGCGAGGUCUGUCCCGCCGCGUACUGGAAACAAAUGAGUAACAAGUAGUCGUGUGGAACAAGAAGCUUGUACACCCUGUCUAUGUACAGUGGACGAAGCAACUCGUCCCUUAACAUCCCGCCACGGCGCGGGACUUACAGCGCUGUGUCCGUUAUUUAAGGACUUUUAAUUUAGAUGUGGUUCAUGUAUAGUGCUAAUGCAACUAUUACCGGACAAUGUUACUAAGGUGCAUUCCACUUUCCCAAUAUCGCCCUCGAACUUUUCGCUCGGAUUAUUUUUCAAAUAAUUAGACGGGACCUCAUUGGUCAUUUGUAACGAACAUACGUAACAUCUUACUUGGGCGAGCUACAAAUGGGACGACUGGAUCGAUUCCAUCAGUUUCACAAAAACAGGGGUAAAUGACCGGCUGGCUUGUAUGCUCAUGUGGGUAAGGUUAAUACCUAACCUUUCCCCCAACCACAUAUAGGUUGGCAACAAAGUCUGAGGCCUUUGUACGCGUAUCGUCAGGUGAUCCGUCGGCCCAUUGCCCGCCCAUCCCGAAACAAGACAAUUUCAUGACCUUCAAAACUACUCAGGCUCUCCUUACUUACUACACAUUGCGUACUUAACCGUCUUACUAUAACUUACCUAAACCUGAACUAUUUUAACUCUUUAUAAAAUCCCAUAGCCAACACCAUAUUGGCUUAUUUUUAACUAACUUAUUCUCUAAAUUACUUUGUCUUAUGUAUAGGUAAAUUAUCUUCGUUUAGUUUCAAUUCACGCGAAAAAUUGUGAGAUCUUUUCCACGUAACCUCACAGCAGACUCUCUCCCGUUACGUACUGGCCGCGCGACGUAGCGUCACGUCAACUAACAACAACGCACGGUACGGGACUUAGCGUGCUGUGUCCGUUAUUUCAGGACUUUUAACGUUCGCAAGUGGUUCAUUCGAUUUUCCUCUGUCUUUAAUUUAAAAUUUUAUUUCAACGGAGGUACGACUCAUAAGUACUACGCACCGUUUGCGUAGUGCUGUAGAAGCCACACAAUCAUCUCUAGGAACGUAACCUCACAGCGAGGUCUGUCCCGCCGCGUACUGGAAACAAAUGAGUAACAAGUAGUCGUGUGGAGCAAGAAGCUUGUACACCCUGUCUAUGUACAGUGGACGAAGCAACUCGUCCCUUAACAUCCCGCCACGGCGCGGGACUUACAGCGCUGUGUCCGUUAUUUAAGGACUUAAAAACUGGUGAUGGCUUAUUUGUUGUACCAACAUUAACUUAUACUAUAAAUUACUUUGUCUUAUUUCUUAUUUUAGUUACAAAUCACGCGAAAAAUAUAAGAUCUUUUCCACGUAACCUCACAGCAGACACGGUCCCGCUACGUACUGGCCGCGAAAAAAAUUAACAACUACUCACGUUACUGGACUUUGCGUGCUGUGUCCGUUAUUUCAGGACAUUUGAGUAACGUUCGCAAGUGAUUAUUUCCAUUUUUCUUCUGUCUUUAAUUUACAAUUUAAUUUUGUCGGACAUACGACUUAUAAGUACUAGGCAUCAUUUGCGUAGUGCUAUGGUGCUACGUAGGAACCUGAUAUUGUUUGCGUAUUGCUAUGGACGAAAUUUAUUUCUGUGAUCGCGACAAUUAAAAGCCACACAAACAUCUCUAAGAACGUAACCUCACAGCGAGGUCUGUCCCGCCGCGUACUGGAAACAAAUGAGUAACAAGUAGUCGUGUGGAACAAGAAGCUUGUACACCCUGUCUAUGUACAGUGGACGAAGCAACUCGUCCCUUAACAUCCCGCCACGGCGCGGGACUUACAGCGCUGUGUCCGUUAUUUAAGGACUUUUAAUUUAGAUGUGGUUCAUGUAUAGUGCUAAUGCAACUAUUACCGGACAAUGUUACUAAGGUGCAUUCCACUUUCCCAAUAUCGCCCUCGAACUUUUCGCUCGGAUUAUUUUUCAAAUAAUUAGACGGGACCUCAUUGGUCAUUUGUAACGAACAUACGUAACAUCUUACUUGGGCGAGCUACAAAUGGGACGACUGGAUCGAUUCCAUCAGUUUCACAAAAACAGGGGUAAAUGACCGGCUGGCUUGUAUGCUCAUGUGGGUAAGGUUAAUACCUAACCUUUCCCCCAACCACAUAUAGGUUGGCAACAAAGUCUGAGGCCUUUGUACGCGUAUCGUCAGGUGAUCCGUCGGCCCAUUGCCCGCCCAUCCCGAAACAAGACAAUUUCAUGACCUUCAAAACUACUCAGGCUCUCCUUACUUACUACACAUUGCGUACUUAACCGUCUUACUAUAACUAACCUAAACCUGAAUUAUUUUAACUCUUUAUAAAAUCCCAUAGCCAACACCAGAUUGGCUUAUUUUUAACUAACUUAUUCUCUAAAUUACUUUGUCUUAUGUAUAGGUAAAUUAUCUUCGUUUAGUUUCAAAUUCACGCGAAAAAUUGUGAGAUCUUUUCCACGUAACCUCACAGCAGACUCUCUCCCGUUACGUACUGGCCGCGCGACGUAGCGUCACGUCAACUAACAACAACGCACGGUACGGGACUUAGCGUGCUGUGUCCGUUAUUUAAGGACUUUUAACGUUCGCAAGUGGUUCAUUCGAUUUUCCUCUGUCUUUAAUUUAAAAUUUUAUUUCAACGGAGGUACGACUCAUAAGUACUACGCACCGUUUGCGUAGUGCUGUAGAAGCCACACAAUCAUCUCUAGGAACGUAACCUCACAGCGAGGUCUGUCCCGCCGCGUACUGGAAACAAAUGAGUAACAAGUAGUCGUGUGGAGCAAGAAGCUUGUACACCCUGUCUAUGUACAGUGGACGAAGCAACUCGUCCCUUAACAUCCCGCCACGGCGCGGGACUUACAGCGCUGUGUCCGUUAUUUAAGGACUUAAAAACUGGUGAUGGCUUAUUUGUUGUGCUAACGUUAACUUAUACUAUAAAUUACUUUGUCUUAUUUCUUCGUUUAGUUUCAAAUCACGCGAAAAAAUAUAAGAUCUUUUCCACGUAACCUCACAGUAGACUCAGUCCCGCUACGGACAGGCCGCGAAAAAAAAUUAACAACUACUCACGGUACGGGACUUAGCGUGCUGUGUCCGUUGUUUCAGGACAUUUGAGUAACGUUCGCAAGUGAUUACUUCAAUUUUUCUUCUGUCUUUAAUUUUCAAUUUUAUUUCAACGGACAUACGACUUAUGAGCACUACGCAUCGCUUGCGUAGUGCUAUAAACGGGCGUGUAGCUACUAGGCGUCACGUGCGUAGUGCUGUAGAAGCCACACAAUCAUCUCUAGGAACGUAACCUCACAGCGAGGUCUGUCCCGCCGCGUACUGGAAACAAAUGAGUAACAAGUAGUCGUGUGGAACAAGAAGCUUGUACACCCUGUCUAUGUACAGUGGACGAAGCAACUCGUCCCUUAACAUCCCGCCACGGCGCGGGACUUACAGCGCUGUGUCCGUUAUUUAAGGACUUUAAUUUAGAUGUGGUUCAUGUAUAGUGCUAAUGCAACUAUUACCGGACAAUGUUACUAAGGUGCAUUCCACUUUCCCAAUAUCGCCCUCGAACUUUUCGCUCGGAUUGUUUUUCAAAUAAUUAGACGGGACCUCAUUGGUCAUUUGUAACGAACAUACGUAACAUCUUACUUGGGCGAGCUACAAAUGGGACGACUGGAUCGAUUCCAUCAGUUUCACAAAAACAGGGGUAAAUGACCGGCUGGCUUGUAUGCUCAUGUGGGUAAGGUUAAUACCUAACCUUUCCCCCAACCACAUAUAGGUUGGCAACAAAGUCUGAGGCCUUUGUACGCGUAUCGUCAGGUGAUCCGUCGGCCCAUUGCCCGCCCAUCCCGAAACAAGACAAUUUCAUGACCUUCAAAACUACUCAGGCUCUCCUUACUUACUACACAUUGCGUACUUAACCGUCUUACUAUAACUAACCUAAACCUGAAUUAUUUUAACUCUUUAUAAAAUCCCAUAGCCAACACCAGAUUGGCUUAUUUUUAACUAACUUAUUCUCUAAAUUACUUUGUCUUAUGUAUAGGUAAAUUAUCUUCGUUUAGUUUCAAUUCACGCGAAAAAUUGUGAGAUCUUUUCCACGUAACCUCACAGCAGACUCUCUCCCGUUACGUACUGGCCGCGCGACGUAGCGUCACGUCAACUAACAACAACGCACGGUACGGGACUUAGCGUGCUGUGUCCGUUAUUUAAGGGCAUUUUAACGUUCGCAAGUGGUUCAUUCGAUUUUCCUCUGUCUUUAAUUUAAAAUUUUAUUUCAACGGAGGUACGACUCAUAAGUACUACGCACCGUUUGCGUAGUGCUGUAGAAGCCACACAAACAUCUCUAGGAACGUAGCCUCACAGCGAGGUCUGUCCCGCCGCGUACUGGAAACAAAUGAGUAACAAGUAGUCGUGUGGAACAAGAAGCUUGUACACCCUGUCUAUGUACAGUGGACGAAGCAACUCGUCCCUUAACAUCCCGCCACGGCGCGGGACUUACAGCGCUGUGUCCGUUAUUUAAGGACUUAAAAACUGGUGAUGGCUUAUUUGUUGUGCUAACGUUAACUUAUACUAUAAAUUACUUUGUCUUAUUUCUUCGUUUAAUUUUAAAUCACGCGACAACUUGUAAGAUCUUUUACACGUAACCUCACAGCAUACUCUCUCCCGCUACGUACUGGCCGCGAAAAAAAUUAUCAACUACUCACGUUACGGGACUUAGCGUGCUGUGUCCGUUAUUUCAGGACAUUUGAGUAACGUUCGCAAGUGAUUACUUCCAUUUUUCUUCUGUCUUUAAUUUACAAUUUAAUUUUAUCGGACAUACGACUUAUAAGCACUAGGCAUCACGUGCGUAGUGCCGUGGUGCUACGUAGGUACCUGAUAUUACUUGCGUAUUGCUAUGGACGAAAUUGAUUUCUGUGAUCGCGACAAUUAAAAGCCACACAAACAUCUCUAGGAACGUAGCCUCACAGCGAGGUCUGUCCCGCCGCGUACUGGAAACAAAUGAGUAACAAGUAGUCGUGUGGAACAAGAAGCUUGUACACCCUGUCUAUGUACAGUGGACGAAGCAACUCGUCCCUUAACAUCCCGCCACGGCGCGGGACUUACAGCGCUGUGUCCGUUAUUUAAGGACUUUUAAUUUAGAUGUGGUUCAUGUAUAGUGCUAAUGCAACUAUUACCGGACAAUGUUACUAAGGUGCAUUCCACUUUCCCAAUAUCGCCCUCGAACUUUUCGCUCGGAUUAUUUUUCAAAUAAUUAGACGGGACCUCAUUGGUCAUUUGUAACGAACAUACGUAACAUCUUACUUGGGCGAGCUACAAAUGGGACGACUGGAUCGAUUCCAUCAGUUUCACAAAAACAGGGGUAAAUGACCGGCUGGCUUGUAUGCUCAUGUGGGUAAGGUUAAUACCUAACCUUUCCCCCCAACCACAUAUAGGUUGGCAACAAAGUCUGAGGCCUUUGUACGCGUAUCGUCAGGUGAUCCGUCGGCCCAUUACCCGCCCAUCCCGAAACAAGACAAUUUCAUGACCUUCAAAACUACUCAGGCUCUCCUUACUUACUACACAUUGCGUACUUAACCGUCUUACUAUAAUUUACCUAAACCUGAACUAUUUUAACUCUUUAUAAAAUACUUACUCUUUAACUUACUUUAUUACUCUUCGAAAUCUGUCAACUUGAGACCGAUAGGUCUCCUUAUUUAUAAGAGCAGUGCUAACGAUGUAAUGUGGGCAUUAUAUACGCCCACGUUUACAAGAGCGGUGACACCACCAUCCGCUACUUGGGGAAGAAAUGACUAUUAUUAUAAAUAAGGACCAAGAAACUCUUCAAAUGAACACUUCAACAAAUUUCUCAGUAGUAGCACGGAGUCUGGAAAUGUGCCCGGUUAUGGCAAUAGGUUCACCACUACAUGGGACUUACAAAAUAAAUUGGGAAAAGUGGGUGUACACAGUGGCAUUACGUGCCAUAAUGUGCACCUCUGCCUACAUCUUCAGGGAUUAAAGGCGUGACGUAAACUCUACACACUAGUCUAAGACUGAAAAUAUUCUACACAAAUGGUGCUAUUAACCCAUCUUGUACCGGAACGCAGAUCUACACUAGACACAAUGUGUUUUCAUUGUUGUCUUAAUACGAAAGAACUGAACAACAUCUCAAACAGGGGCUACCACUAUCUCGCCCCGCCUGUUGGUACUGGUGAGCGACGACAUUUGACAUCACGGAAACAAAUUAACAUUUUACUAUGAAAUACACUAAAUCAUUAUUUCAUUAAACGGUUUUAUUUGACCUGUUGGUUUAUCUGGGUCUGGUUAUUGGGAUUUGUUCCCCUUCCCGACGACAGAUCAAUCUGAUAUUUGAUACACACCCCUGAUGACCAUACGCAUUAAAACCGUUUCACACACAAAAUAUUUUUAGUUAUUUCUUGUAAAUUGUUAACAUCUCCACCUUCCUGAUGACAGAUCAAUCUGAUAUUUGGUACACACUUUUAAUCUUGAUGACACAUUAAAAUCGUUUAACAUAUUAUACAAAUUAUUUUAUGUAUUAAGUACUUGCAAACAUUAACUAUGAAAUAUCGGACGAAACUCUAAAACUAUUUUCUUUAAUGGGUGCAGAAAUUUUAUCACUUAGGAUCUUUUUUUUAAGACGUUGUAAUUCCUAAUUAACAUACAAACACAAUGUUUAGAUGUUAAUCAGAAAUAUCGACCUCUUUUGGCAAAUUAUUAAUCUCGGUAAACAGCAACUUCUUACACUUACGUACUCUUAAAGGAUUGAGGAUGUGAUCUCUACAGGAUCGGUGAUCAGUUCGAGAACUAGAUGCCUUACUAUCUUGACUUUCUUUCCUCUCUAAAUCUUUCUUCUUAACCGUCACUUGGUUGGCUAUCAAGUAUCAAGGAUGGUUUUCCCCAUCCUAGGUUCUGAUAGGAGCAGUAUGAGCACACAAGCAGGUCUUUACUAUCGGAUUAGGUGCAGUGGCGUUCUAUAUCUUCUACUAUCCUGACUUCGUUAAAUCUAUCGUUAUUUUACUCAAUUAUUCUAAUAUAGUUGUAGGAUUUUUCGGUAUGUCUGAGAGUAUGAAAGUGAGUCAACUGUUUGAAAGUUGAUCGGAAUGUGUUAAUGAUGUGUGAAAGGGUGCAUAAAGAUAGAAGGCGGAGGAUAUAAAGUAGGGAUAACCAUCCCAUAAUGGUUUCGAAAAAUGCCGGUCAACGUACGUUUAUUAAGAAGUGUAUUCAGUCUCAUUGGAUAUUGUCUCAAUACGGAUAGUAGCGUGCUGAAAAUUUACCUCAAAAUGUAUGAGAGAUGAAUGGACGUUCACUAAAGAGUUUGCAAGAUGAGGAAUAAAAGUUGCAUUUAUUUCAAGUUAUUGGAGCCAAAUAUACAUGACGAAAACGAGCAUUUUUAUCGUCUGUGCUCUGCAUUUAUCACUUUGCUGGAAGUUCGCAAAGGCCGUCGGCUUGGGGGCAAGUGCCAAAUAUAAGUGAUGCUUAUUGGUACUUUUGAUACUUAAAAUCGUGCGAGUAGGACGAAAAAUUUUAUUAUUAUUUGUUUAAUUUUGGCAAAUUAUAAUGAAUCAUCCAAUUCAUUAUAUUUGUUGGUUGAGAAAAAUCUACUACGGGCUCUGGCUAAGAGCUUCUAAGCUCCUUAGUACCUAAACUCGUGUGAUUUAAUCAAAUUACCUUGCGACAUGAAUCGGUGUUAUGUAAACGUAAAUAUAAGUUGGUGUUUAGUGGCUUCAGUAAACGCUUUCUGUGUAUCCAA
Molecule: messenger RNA, 18903 nt
Organism: Spodoptera frugiperda (fall armyworm)
Lineage: Eukaryota; Metazoa; Arthropoda; Insecta; Lepidoptera; Noctuidae
Product: SET and MYND domain-containing protein 4
Exons: 16
Coding region: 249-2720 (823 amino acids)
Molecular function (GO): protein binding
Source: RefSeq, a predicted model, not a curated record